Molecule: messenger RNA, 1580 nt
Organism: Hemibagrus wyckioides
Lineage: Eukaryota; Metazoa; Chordata; Actinopteri; Siluriformes; Bagridae
Gene: lg16h5orf63
Product: linkage group 16 C5orf63 homolog
Exons: 4
Coding region: 99-434 (111 amino acids)
Source: RefSeq, a predicted model, not a curated record
AUUGCCAGCUCUGUUGACCAAUAAGCUUCCAGACUUUAACAGGAAGUGAAGUAAGCCACGCCCCUUAUUUCCUACACUGCUUCAUGUGCUCUUAAGACAUGUUCACACUACUACCAAAACUUCUCCACCAGAUAAAGACCCCCUCUCGAUUCCUCAGGACCACCUGUUCACAGAGGUCUUUACCUAUUUUAACUCUCUUCACAAAGGAUCCAUGUCCCUUGUGUGAAGAAGCAAAAGAAAUGCUUGAACUAUAUAAACAUAGGUUUGUAUUGCAGGAGGUUGACAUUACUCUUCCUGAGAACAGCGUGUGGUACGACAGAUACAAGUAUGACAUCCCAGUUUUUCAUCUGAAUGGACAGUUUUUGAUGAUGCAUCGUGUGAACAUUGCGGUACUGGAAAAGCGGCUGGCCAAAGCAGAAAAAGAACCAGUUUAAUUAUUCUCAAAUUUGUAAUAUUCUGUGUAAUAAAUGUGUAGGGAAAAUAAAACAAGUUACACAAGUUUCUCCAGAGUCCUCAGAGUGCACUCGAGCUGGCAUGAACUCCACAUGUUCAACCUAAUACACCUAUCAGGUGUAACAUUAUGACCACCUACUACUAAUCUAGUAGUGUGUUGUACUGUGUUGGUCCCCCUGUGUAUUCUGACCCCUUUCCACCAGAACCAGCAUUAACUUCUUCAGCAAUUUGAGCAACAGUAGCUCGUCUGUUGGAUCGGAUCACGUGGGCCAGCCUUCUCUCCCCACGUGCAUCAGUGAGACUUCCCAUGACCCUGUCGCCGGUUCACCACUGUUCCUUCCUUGGACCACUUUUGAUAGAUACUGACCACUCAUCACACUCGCUCGAUUUUAACAUUUGAGAUUUUGCAUUUAUUUGUUCCAUUCUCUGAAGCUCAUAUAGUUUUCUGAGGAACCCAAUACCUUAUACAAUGUUUGAGGAAUCUCUUAACUGUGAAGAUUUGUAUGAACUGGUCAUGCUUUGUCUUCUUGCUGAAGAAAUGCUGGUUUAAAAAAAGCCAGUAGGAGGCGCACUGUGGUAACUGUGGUCAAAAGGGCAUUGUGGUUAUAAUACGGCAAAACACACUAUAACAUUAACCUCCUAAUCUGUGUAUAACAUAUACUUCAAUUCAUAACAUAAUGUAUAAUGUGCUUUUACACAUCAAUUCUCACAUUAAUCACCCAAAUUUGUAGUUUAUCCUAACAGUUUGGCAUGUUUUUCUGUGUGUAGUUACUGAAUAAUAAGCGUUUAUGUUUGGAAAUGAAGAACGAGAGGUUCAGAGAAUUCUGAUUACCUGGUAAACACUGACCUGUUUACAUGUCAAAGUUGUCUCACAUUUAAAAGAUCUAAACAAAGCUUCUGUUUAUUUUGCUUCUGCAGCAAAGUUUUGGGUCUCAUGCAGGUAGGCAUCUUGUUGCAACCACUUAAUCAUAAAGUACGGGCUUACAAGAUUUCAAGAAACAAUGGACAUUAAAACUGUGUCCUGAGGAAUAUUUGACUCUUCUGUUUGAAUUUAUUUUCUAACUUCUAUGCUUGAGAGGUUGAGGUUGUUCAAAAUCAUGGUAAAAUUGUGGACAAGUGGGAAGAGU